GAUGAAUACCAGGCCUCUUGCCGAAGGGCUAAGAAACGAUGAAUAUUCUAAGGGAGGUAUCUAAAGCAUGCACAGUAGAACAUUACACAAUAAAAAGUAGAAUUCUCGUAUAAAAGAACACGAAUACUAGUACUAACAAUAUUACAUAUACGCAUUAUAAAUCUGCAAAUGUGGUUGCCGUUUAGAACUUAAACUAGUAUCAAACAGUAGCCUUAACAUUCAAUCGUUCAAAUGAAUAUAAAUGUAAAUAUAUGUAUUUGAGCCUCAGCCUCCAGACAUCUGAAAUGUUCUUUUGGAUACUUUUGAACUGUAAGGUGAUUCUGCUCCUCUGUUUCAGGUCUGUUCUCUUGGCAUCCUGUGUGUAUGUCUGUCGCAUACUGCCUGUGUAUGACUGAAGGCGUCCUCCUCUUCUCGGCUGAAGGAUCCCCCUUCUGUUUCGUGUCCCGGAAAGGUAAAGUCCGUCUGCACUGGUUCUGCCAGGCUCUGGUCCUGAUAGCCGCGGCCACCGGCCUGGGCUUCAUGGUGGCCAGUAAGAACGUGUCGGAGCUCCCCCACCUGCUGACCUGGCACAGCGUGCUGGGGGUCUGCACUCUGGCUGCAACUGUGCUGCAGGCGGCCUGCGGCGUCGGCCUCCUCUUUCCUAAGCUGCUGCGCCUGUCUUCCCCCCCGCUGAGGCUGAAGCUGUACCACGCCACCUGUGGCCUGGUGGUCUACCUGCUGGCCACCGUCACCGUGGUGUCGGCCAUGUUUUCUGACUGGUUCCAGGCCACUGUGAAAGGCCUUGCCUGGUGGGCCUUCCUCCUGCUGCCCCUCUUCCCUGCCCUGGUGGUGAUGAACCAGAUCACUAACGCCUACCUGCCACGCAAGAAGAUCACCAGCUAGGAAGCACAGGAGAUCCCCCUCAAUCCCUCUGGGGCCAUGUUGGAUUGACCUUGUACUCGAUCAGACCGGAGCAGGAGCUAAAGCAGCCUUUGGAAGUUAAACAAGUAUCACAACAUAAAAACAUGUCUGUCUUACAGCGCCGCUGUCUGUAGAGAACUUUAGAAUUACUGUGCUCAAUUGUUGUUAGUUACUGAAGAACACUUUCAACCUUAAAUUAAACAAUUCAUUUGUGCUUUCUAAUUUCUCUGCUCAAAUGAAUGCUGAAAUUAUUGUAACAGUUUUAGUUUCUUAUACCAAGUGCAAAGACCAGAGGGUUGCAGCAGGCUGUUUUUUUUAGUGUGAUUCCAUUUGAUAAAUGAAUGGAUGAAUGAAUUGAAAGAAGUACAGAAUAUACAUUUUGGGCAGAAAUUGGACAGUAUGCAUUACCAGGUUGUUUGCUCAUAUAUGAACCCUGAUACCUCCUGACUCACUAACUCCAGCAAGAGAACGAAAGGCCUUCAAGCUCAGACUCCUGCUGAGGACAGAAGGAGUGUAUGCACAGUGUGGGUAACCAUGCCCUACGUAGAACACAUGUAUGAAGACCCAGCAGGUCGUGGUCGUCCUGACACAUCUGCAGAGGAAUAUUUGCACUCCGUAUGCAGUGAAAAUGAUUAAGGUGCUGUGGAUGAUUUGAGACCAGCAUGCAAAUUCUAUAUAUGUAUUCUUUUGUGAUACAUUUGUCUGUCUUGGCUGCUUAAAUUAGCCACAUUUAAAGCAAGUUCCAUCAGUCAGUAAUAUGUUUGGAUAUUUAAAUAAGGAGACCAAACAUAGCUGAAGGGGAGCAGAUAUUGGACUGAGGUUCAGCAUGAGGACACUAACACCACUAAAUAAAUGCUAACGUUGCUCAGUGUCUGCAGAAUGUACAAAUAAGCAGGGAGGAGGGCUUCUGUUCCUCCGUGGCCACACAAACCAAUCAAUGCAGCUUUAAUAGAGCAUGGCCACCAUCAUGUAGAGUCAUGAAUGAUACUAUAGAAUAUCACGUAUUGCUGGAGGGCGCUUUGAGCUAAUGACUUUCUUAUAGAGGCAUUUUGAAAAUAGUAAACAUGUGGGUGAACUGUCUACAGAACUAGCUGAGAAGGCCACACAACAGAGACUGCCUGACAGGCUGUAUUCAGGGCAUAUCAAAGUCCAAGCAGGAGGUUUUUCACAGCAAAAGGAUGUAACCAGCACUCAGCCAGAGCCCUCAUUUGUAAAGCUGAUGCACUAAGACCUUUUGGAUGUUAUGCAGCACACACAGGCAGCUUAUGUAAAUACUUUUUGGACAUAAUACCAUUUGAUGGUCAUGGAAUGUGUGUGUAAUUAAAAAUAAUAAUGGAAGAUAAUUCAACAUUCAACGUUCUCUAACGCUCAUAGACUGUAUAGGUAGCGCCAGGAAGUAGUCUGGAACCAGGAAAUGCUCCACCUUUUCAUCUCCAGACUGGGUUUAACCGGCCGCUCUUCUUUGCUGGGUUUGUUGCCAUGUUUGAAUCAGUUUGAUGAUCAUGUUCUGCAAUAAUGAUGUUUCCUUGAUGAAAAAGAGGCAUUCAAAUCCAAAUAGUGAGAAUUUUGUUACUUCUUUACUUUUGAUAUGCUACUGAGAACAACUCACUCUAUGGGUAUGGGCUGUGCUGUAUGAGGAGAUCACAGUGGAAGUUGUUUCUCCAGUCCUUUUCAGCACUAUCUGUAAUAAACACAGAAUUUGAAUUGG
Molecule: messenger RNA, 2608 nt
Organism: Notothenia coriiceps (black rockcod)
Lineage: Eukaryota; Metazoa; Chordata; Actinopteri; Perciformes; Nototheniidae
Gene: cyb561d1
Product: cytochrome b561 family, member D1
Exons: 2
Coding region: 364-882 (172 amino acids)
Molecular function (GO): transmembrane monodehydroascorbate reductase activity
Source: RefSeq, a predicted model, not a curated record